Messenger RNA from Seriola aureovittata, 2380 nucleotides. It is a transcript of the gene snw1, whose product is annotated as SNW domain containing 1. The record is from RefSeq and is a predicted model, not a curated record. Gene Ontology annotation, cellular component: spliceosomal complex. Gene Ontology annotation, biological process: mRNA splicing, via spliceosome. The transcript is spliced from 14 exons. Lineage: Eukaryota; Metazoa; Chordata; Actinopteri; Carangiformes; Carangidae. The coding region runs from base 91 to 1701 and encodes 536 amino acids.
UAAACUAACAGAUACAGGCACAUUCUAUUCUAUUCUAGCCCAUGCUUGUAUCGCGCAUGCUCAGUUCUUCGCUAGGGAAGAAAGGGGAAAAUGUCUUUAGCGAGCUUUUUACCGGCGCCGACCCAGCUGUCUCAAGACCAGCUGGAGGCAGAGGAGAGGCUCCGGGCCCAGAAGUCCUACUCCACUGCUCUGGUUUCGUCUCUCAGAGAGCCCCCUCCUUACGGACACAGAAAAGGCUGGGUGCCUCGUUCACUUGCGGACUUUGGAGAUGGAGGAGCUUUCCCAGAGAUCCAUGUGGCCCAGUUUCCUCUGGAGAUGGGUAGGAAGAAGAAGACGUCCAAUGCAUUGGCGGUGCAGGUUGAUGCAGAAGGAAAGAUUAAAUAUGAUGCCAUUGCCAGACAAGGACAGGGUAAAGAUAAGGUGAUCUUCAGCAAGUACACAGACCUUCUUCCAAAGGAAGUUCUAAAUGAAGACACUCCAGAACUGCAGAAGCCUGAUGAGGAGGCUGUAAAAGAAAUUACAGAGAAGACCCGUGCUGCCCUGGAGAAGCAGGUGUCUCAGAAGAUUGCUGCUGCCAUGCCUGUAAGAGCUGCAGACAAACAGGCUCCUGCACAGUACAUCAGAUACACCCCAUCCCAGCAGGGAGUAGCUUUUAACUCAGGGGCCAAACAGAGGGUGAUCCGUAUGGUGGAAAUGCAGAAAGACCCCAUGGAACCUCCACGUUUCAAGAUCAACAAGAAGAUUCCUCGUGGACCUCCCUCUCCCCCUGCCCCUGUCAUGCAUUCUCCAAGCAGAAAGAUGACAGUCAAGGAGCAGCAGGAGUGGAAGAUUCCUCCAUGCAUCUCCAACUGGAAGAACGCUAAGGGCUACACCAUUCCUCUUGACAAACGUCUGGCUGCGGAUGGCAGGGGGCUGCAAACAGUUCAUAUCAAUGAAAACUUUGCCAAGCUGGCCGAGGCGCUAUACAUCGCUGAUAGAAAGGCCCGAGAGGCUGUGGAGAUGAGAGCUCAGGUAGAGAAGAAGAUGGCCCAGAAGGAGAAGGAGAAGAAGGAGGAGAAACUGAGGGAGCUGGCUCAAAUGGCUCGAGACCGCAGGGCAGGGAUCAAAAGUCACGGAGACAAAGGUGGCGAGGACGGCGAGGCCAGGGAGCGUGACGAGAUCCGCCAUGACAGAAGGAAAGAGAGACAGCACGACAGGAACAUUUCCAGGGCUGCUCCUGAUAAGAGGUCCAAGCUGCAGAGAGACCAGGAGAGGGAUGUCAGCGAGCUCAUCGCUCUGGGCAUGCCCAACCCUCGUUCUUCCAGCGAGGCCCAGUAUGACCAGAGGCUCUUCAAUCAGAGCAAGGGUAUGGAUAGUGGUUUUGCCGGCGGUGAGGAUGAGACAUACAACGUGUACGACCAGCCGUUCCGCAGCGGCAGAGACAUGGCUUCAAACAUCUACAGGCCCAGCAAGAAUAUAGACAAGGAUGCCUACACAGAUGACCUCGAUACACUCAUGCACAACAGCAGGUUUGCUCCAGGGAAAGAGUUCUCAGGUGCCGACCAUGGGCAGAGGCGGGAAGGACCAGUCCAGUUUGAGGAGGAUCCCUUCGGUCUGGACAAGUUCUUGGAGGAGGCCAAGCAGCACGGAGGCUCCAAGAGGCCCUCCACUAGCAGCCGCUCAAAGGACGACUACCAUGACAAGAAACGCAGGAAGGAGUGAGAGCACUCGGGCAUGGAGUCCAUUCAGGAAAGUUGAUGGCAUGUUAGAGGAUGAGAAAGUAGUCUGCACCUUCUCAGCAUUAGAGAGGGGUUUUAACAUACUCAAGUCCCUAUCAGGAAUGUUUCCAUUUUUUUUUUUUUUCAGUGGGAAAGAAGGUGAAACUUUUGUCUUUCCUUUUUUUUUCUAUUCAUUGUUUACUCAGCUCUAUUAAGAACAUGUUGAACAAUCUUGCUAAAUAUAACAUGAUAAACAUGUUAAAUAUCAGGAGGUGGAGCUGAAGCGAUAGUGUGUGAGAUCUGCCUCUGCAUCUGAAAGUGUCUCUGUACAGUGCAGCUGAUGCCAUUUCAGAUGUGAACGGUAAAUUUGGGCCCAGAAAAUGUGUAGAUUUUAGUUAUUAGUUUUUUUUGUUUGUUUUUUUUUUUUAUAUACAUGUAUACAGAAACUCAGCAGGAAGUGUUCAUAUUUACCUUUGUCUCAUUUGUCCCCCACAUUUUCCCCUUUGAGUUUUUGUCAGCUGUGUUUUAUUUAAGCCCCCGGUGUAUUUGUGAGCACAGCUGCAGCCCAUAUUUGAUGGCAGAUAUGUACAGUGAUAUAAACUUGACCUGUAAGAUGUAAAGCAAACCAGCUUUAUAAUUCUUGUAUAUUACUACCAAUGGAAUAAAUUUCAUAUAGUGUGUAA